Messenger RNA from Naegleria gruberi, 342 nucleotides. RefSeq lists its product as uncharacterized. The coding region runs from base 1 to 342 and encodes 113 amino acids. NCBI's taxonomy places the organism in Eukaryota, Heterolobosea, Eutetramitea, Acrasida, Naegleriidae. The transcript has a single exon. The record is from RefSeq and is a predicted model, not a curated record.
AUGUUCAUCCGUAAUAAUAAUAAUUUAAAUAAUUUAAAUAAUAAUAAUUUGGUUAAUAGUUCGGAUGAGUCGAGUAAUGCAUUCCAAGAUGUUAAUCAAUUACCUCCAAUGAUUCAAAUAGAUCAACAACAAAUGCCUGGAGAAUCUCCAUCAUUGGGAAAUGUUUACUUUUCUAUUGGAAAUCAAUUGCCUAGUUCCUUCACAGAUAAUAGUCAAUUAAUGGAUGGCACUGCAGCUAGUGUUGCAGUUCAACCUCAUGCAAAUACUCCAGAAAAUUCACCAAAUGAAUCGGCAACGAUUUUGAAUACGAGUAGAAUUUCAAUUAUUAGUAAUUACUUUUAA